Molecule: messenger RNA, 3643 nt
Organism: Ostrinia furnacalis (Asian corn borer)
Lineage: Eukaryota; Metazoa; Arthropoda; Insecta; Lepidoptera; Crambidae
Gene: mib1
Product: E3 ubiquitin-protein ligase mind bomb 1
Exons: 20
Coding region: 141-3305 (1054 amino acids)
Biological process (GO): endocytosis; Notch signaling pathway; protein ubiquitination
Cellular component (GO): cytoplasm
Molecular function (GO): protein binding; ubiquitin-protein transferase activity; zinc ion binding
Source: RefSeq, a predicted model, not a curated record
AGUUGAAGCCAUAAGAAGUCAUUGAAGUCUGUUUAGGCUUAUCACGCUGCAGCGCUGAUAUCUAGCGUUGCGUAUUCAGAAUUCUUAUUAGGUGUAGUCGUCGAAAUUCUGAUCAAAAUAAGAAAAAUACCAAUAAAAUAAUGGAAGCUAGCGUUUCUGGGUCUACUACGUCUUCUAGAGCUACCAGGUUUAUGAUGGAAGGGGUUGGAGCUCGUGUAAUAAGAGGGCCAGAUUGGAAAUGGGGCAAACAGGACGGCGGUGAGGGUCAUGUUGGCACGGUUCGUAAUUUCGAAUCUCCUGAAGAAGUAGUGGUAGUGUGGGAUAAUGGAACUGCAGCAAACUAUCGAUGUUCAGGAGCUUAUGAUUUACGUAUAUUGGACAGUGCACCCACUGGUGUUAAACACGAAGGCACCAUGUGCGACACGUGUCGACAGCAGCCAAUUUUUGGUAUCCGCUGGAAAUGUGCUGAAUGCAGUAAUUAUGAUCUUUGUUCAGUGUGUUAUCACGGAGAUAAACAUCAUUUGCGUCACAGGUUUUAUCGCAUCAGUGCACCAGGAGCACAGAGGUGCCUUGUUGAGCCUAGAAGGAAAAGUAAAAAACAAGCCGUCAGAGGCAUUUUCCCUGGAGCCAGGGUUGUCAGAGGGGUGGAUUGGCAAUGGGAAGACCAAGAUGGUGGUAAUGGCAGGAGAGGCAAAGUGAAUGAAGUCCAGGACUGGUCAGCUGCCAGCCCUCGCUCAGCUGCGUAUGUUGUUUGGGAUAAUGGUACAAAGAACUUAUACAGAGUUGGGUUUGAGGGAAUGGCAGAUCUCAAGGUUGUAAAUGAUGUAAAAGGUCAGAAUGUUUAUAAAGAACAUCUACCAUUGUUGGGAGAACUAGGCCCAGGGCGUACUGGGCCACAUGGUCUACAAGUUGGAGAUCAAGUGAAUGUAGACCUUGACCUUGAAAUAGUGCAGUCAUUGCAACAUGGUCAUGGGGGAUGGACUGACGGCAUGUUUGAGUGCCUUGGCUCAACUGGCACUGUUGUCGGAAUUGAUGAGGAUCAUGAUAUCGUGGUGACUUAUGCCAGUGGUAACAGGUGGACCUUCAAUCCUGCUGUGUUAACUAAGGUGUGCAGCGGUAACCUGAGCGCGUCGACUUCGGCCGGCGGCGCAGCGGGUGGGGGCUUCGCGGUGGGCGAUCUCGUGCAGGUUUGCGCGGACCAGGAACGCGUUAAAGCGCUGCAGCGAGGCCACGGGGAGUGGGCCGAGGCUAUGGCUCCAACUCUCGGCAAAAUUGGGCGCGUGCAACAAAUAUAUCACGACAACGACCUCAAAGUAGAAGUGUGUAACACGUCAUGGACCUACAACCCGAAUGCUGUCACUAAAGUCGCCUCAUCUGAUGGAAGCAUUCCGGGAAACUCGUCAGGCGAGCGUCUCUCGGCCCUUCUGAAGAAGCUGUUUGAAUCCCACGUGACGGGAGACGCCAACGAGGAGCUAGUGAAAGCGGCUGCUAACGGCGACGCCGCGCGAUGUGCAGAGAUACUUGCGCGCACUGACGGUGCACAUGCUGACGUCAAUGGUGUCUAUGGCGGACACACCGCCCUGCAGGCAGCCGCCCAGAACGGCCACGUGGAAGUGAUUCGAACAUUAGUGGAAGUGGGCGCCGAGGCUGAUGCUGAAGACCGCGACGGUGACCGAGCGGCGCAUCACGCGGCUUUUGGCGAUGAGCCCGCGGCGCUGCGAGCGUUAGCCGCCGCCGGCGCAGACCUCAACGCAAGGAACCGCCGAAGGCAAACGCCGUUGCAUAUAGCAGUCAAUAAAGGCCAUUUGGGAGUCGUCCGGACGCUGUUACAACUGGGAGUCCAUCCUAGUUUGCAGGAUUCAGAAGGAGAUACACCGUUACAUGAUGCCAUUUCUAAGAAACGAGAUGACAUGUUAUCUAUGCUACUGGAGCAUGGUGCUGAUAUGACUCUCACAAACAACAACGGUUUCAACGCGCUCCAUCACGCUGCUCUACGAGGCAAUCCAAGCGCCAUGAAGAUAAUGCUGAGCAAGCUGCCCCGGUCGUGGAUAGUGGACGACGCUAAAGACGACGGGUACACCGCGCUGCACCUGGCGGCGCUCAACAACCACGCCGAGGUGGCAGAGCUGCUAGUACGCGGUGGAGCACGACCUGACCUGCAGAAUGCCAAUCUGCAGACUGCACUACACCUCGCUGUGGAGCGUCAGCACACGCAAAUCGUGCGCCUGCUCGUCGCACACGGGGCUGACCUCAACAUCUGCGACAAGGACGGCGACACCCCCUUGCACGAGGCGCUACGCCACCACACUCUACAGCAGCUGAGGCGGUUACAAGACGCUCGCGACACGGCGCUGCUCACUGGCCUCGCGCACACGCACGACAAGAAGUCCUCGGCUUCCAUCGCGUGCUUCCUCGCAGCACACGGGGCUGACCUCACCGUUAAGAACAAGAAAGGUCAAACGCCUCUCGACCUGUGCCCGGACCCGAACCUGUGCAAGACGCUGACGACGUGCCGCAAGGAGGGCGCCACCGCCACCUGCGACGCCACGCCCGACAGCGAGCAGAACUCGCUCAGCAUAGCCAGCGGCAGCGGAACUGCUACUGCAGCAGCGGUGGAGAUCAGUGUCCCGGAGGCGGCGGGCGGCGACCCGAUGGCGGACGAGUGCCUGGUGUGCUCGGACGCCAAGCGCGACACGCUGUUCCGGCCCUGCGGACACAUCUGCUGCUGCGCCGUCUGCGCCGCCAGGGUGAAGAAGUGCCUGAUCUGCCGCGCGUGCGUGACAUCGCGCUCGCUAGUGGGCGAGUGCGUGGUGUGCUCGGAGGCGCCGGCCACGGUGGUGUUCCGGCCGUGCGGCGACGUGGCCGCCUGCCGCGCCUGCGCGCCGCUCAUGCGCAAGUGCGUCGAGUGCCGCACGCCGCUGCAGCCGCCCGCGCCCGUCGCAGCCGUCCCUGGGCCAGCUGCGCCCGUUGUACCCGCCGCCGCCGCCUCGAUACAGCCCGCUAAAUUGGAUGUGGACAAAGAGAGCGGCAGCAACCUGGCGCAGGUGCAGGUGAACAAGGGGCAGCCGGCGCCCGCGCAGGCCGCGCCGCACCACAUGAACAACGGCUCGCGCCCCGCCGACGUGCAGAAGCUGCAGCAGCAGCUGCAGGACAUCAAGGAACAGACUAUGUGCCCGAUCUGCCUAGACCGAUUGAAGAACAUGAUAUUCCUAUGCGGCCACGGCAUGUGCCAAAUGUGCGGCGACCGCAUCACCGUGUGCCCCAUCUGCCGCAAGCAAGUCGAGAAACGUAUAUUACUCUACUAGGAUACAUAAAAUUAUAGUGUACUGAUCUGUUUGACUGUUAUGUGGUGUCGUACUAUAAUUAUUGUUGGCGCGUGUCUUAUUAAAAAAAAGAGACAUCAAAAACUGGGAAAUCAGGAAAAUUCCUGUCAUAUAUCAGCUAAGUGGGUAGCACAAAAUUAAAAAAUAAUAUUAAAUAGGCGGACAACAUUUUGUAAUCAAACUUUAAAAUCUUUCUGUGCCAGAUUUUUAUAGCAACUUUAUACUUAUGCGAAGUCAAAGAAUUUAAUUCGAGCAAUCGGUCGUGGUAUCCCAGUAAAAUGUAAUGACAUGCCACAUAUUUAGGUACCUAAAUUGAAUGU